Leptopilina boulardi is the source of this 3294-nucleotide messenger RNA. RefSeq names its product ankyrin-2-like. The coding region runs from base 1278 to 3257 and encodes 659 amino acids. NCBI's taxonomy places the organism in Eukaryota, Metazoa, Arthropoda, Insecta, Hymenoptera, Figitidae. The transcript has 2 exons. Gene Ontology annotation, molecular function: protein binding. The record is from RefSeq and is a predicted model, not a curated record.
AAUUUUUAUUAACACAAAAUGUCAUUGAAUAGAAAUCUUAAAACUUAGAAUUUUCAUUUAUCCUGCAAAUGGUCGAAUAAUGAAAUGGCAGAAAUAUUUCGGCGCCAAUUUCAUUAUUCGACCUUUUGCAGGAUAAAUGAAAAUUCUAAGUUUUAAGAUUUCUAUUCAAUGACAUUUUGUGUUAAUAAAAAUUCGGACAAAUGAAGAUUUGAUUUAAUUAAAAUUCUGGCAUUUAAAAAUUCGACUCAGGCGAAAUUCUGUUUAAUAAGAAUUCUGAUAAAUAAAAAUUCGUGUUAAGAAGAAUGUGUUUGAAUAAAAAGUGUCCUAAAUGGAAAUUAUGUUGAAAGAAUAUGUUGUUAAAUAAGAAUUUUAUCACAUAGAAAUUCUGUUAAGUAUAAAUUCUUGUUAAUUUAAAUUCUAUUAAACAUUAAUUCGAAAAACACAAGUUCGAAUAAAAUGAAAUUCUAUAAAAUGAAAUUUCUAAAAUGAUUCAGAUUAUUGGCGAUUCAAACAGCUACACUAGCGCCACAGUUGAACUAAUUUAGGCGUGACUCGCUCUGUAGCACUCCAUGUGUUUUAAAUUAUUUUUUUUUAUUUAACGCUUAAAAAUAAUUUUACAAACGCAAUAAAAAUAUCAGAAUAAUUAAAUAAUUUGAAAUAAACUGUCAAAACAGAGACUGCUUUAGAGCGAGUCACGCCUAAAUUAGUUCAACUGUGGCGCUAGUGUAGCUGUUUGAAUCGCCAAUGAAAUAAUCAUGCGCCCUAAAAUUCAGCAUUAACAUUCGCUCCAUUAUCGACGAGGUCAUUUAAAGCUAAUUACACAGUUUAGACAAAUCAUUUAAACCUAAUUAAUAUAAGCUCUAUAUUAUAAGUCAAUUUGCAUGUCUAUAGUAAUAACAAUUUUGCUAUUAGUAGGAAAGAGUGGGGCAAAACCAGGUAGGCGGGUCAAACCGGGUACCCCCAGUUUUCCAUGAUAGGUAUUUCCAUUUGUGUCACCCUUUACAUAUAUCUUUUAUAUUACAACCAACAUCAUUUUAAUAUGGGAUCUGACAUUCGUACACAUGCCAUCUGGUGUUGAAAAAUAUAACUAGUUUUGGAUAACUGUUUGUGUCACUUGCAAUUGUAGUUCCGCUGUCAUUGUUAAUUAUUUUAUCAUUAUGAAUGAAGUUACAUUUUUACCGCGUGAGGAAUCUUCCUGCAGAAUUAAAUGUUCUGUGAGAGGCUGUGGCAGUACUGUAGCGAAAAAUUUAAGCAAAACUUUGCAGACCUUUUGAAUCAUGAUGCACAACGUUCGAGAAAUAAGUAGACAAAUGCAAAUGGCGAGUAUUGGAAGGAUUCAACAGAUUUUCGCUGGGGACGUUACUAAUCAAUUUAAAAAUGCAGUCAAAAGAAAUGACGAAGCUCGCAUCAAUGAAUUAAUCACGCAAAAAAAUUCUCUUGUGAGAGACAAAUUUAGCAACGAUACAUUUUUGCAUAUUGUUGCUAAGGAUGGAACACCAGAGGCUGCGAUUCGAUUAUUGCAACUUGGAUCAGAUGUUCACGCCAGGAACCUAGAGGGAAAAACUCCAAUUUUUUAUGCUUUAAAACAUUCUGCUUCAAUGAUUAGGGCUUUUUUAAAUAAUGCAGAAAUAAUUCAAAAAAAUAAUUAUACUUUACUUUUGGAUGCUUUAGUAAUUGGUUCGGAAGAAAUUGUAGGAGUUAUAUUAAGUAAAUGUCUUAUUAAAAUCGCGGAAUAUUCGUUACAAAAUGUAAUUUCACCCACAAGAUUACAAUCAGAUUUUUGCGAGUUUCAAGAUACCGAAAAUCUAAUAAAUUCUCUUUUGCGCAAUAGGUUCCAAUUAUUUCUAGAAGAACAAGAUUAUGUGCCUUUCAUUUUCUUUGUUGCGAAAAUUGGAAGAACCGAUAUUUUACAAUUAAUUCUAAACGAGUGCAGGGUCGUAUUGAAUGCUAAAGGAAGAAAUAAUGUAACACCUCUUCAUUUAGCAGUGAUUGCUCAACUUCCGGAAGUUGUGCUCUUUCUUUUAGAAAACGGCGCAAACCCGAACUGCCAGAUUCAAAAACAAAUAACACCACUGCACAUUGCAGCAUUUUUACAAAACGAAGAAAUUUGUGAGCUUCUCUUGAAUUUCGGAGCCGAUUGUAAUACAGGGUCGUUUGAUAUCGGAUAUCCAUUGCAUCUGGUUUGUGGAUCAAAUUAUGGACAGGUUCUCAAAAAACGGCUUAAUCAAACUUUUCUUAAUAUGUUCGGCAGUUGUAAAACAUUCGACGAAAAAACUAUCAAUCGUACAAUAAUGAAACUCUUACUAGAAAACGGAGCUAAUCCGGAAUUUCAGAGUCGUUAUCUAGAAUUACCCUUAUUAUACGCUUGUCGUUGUGAUCGUUUGGAAGAAGUAAAACUUCUUCUUGAAUUUGGUGCAAAUGUUCGAGCUGUGGAUAGUCAAGGAAAUUCGGCUUUACAUCAUGCAUGCAUUGGAAAUGCCUUUGAAAUUGUUAGACUGUUAUUAGAACAGGGUGUCGAUAUUGAAACAAAAAAUCAACGCAAUCAUACUCCAUUUAUAUUUUCAUUAAACAGUUCGUUAAAUCUGAAAAUGUUAGAAUUCCUCGUCGAUAAUGGAGCGAAUGUUAAUGCUGAAUUUUCAAGUGGAUUAUAUGAAGCACUUCGUUGUUCUUCGCCUAAUGUUGUCGAGUACUUAUUGGAACUAGGUGCGGAUUACUCAAUUUUGAAUAAAAAAUUUGUUGACGUUGAGGUUAGGGAAAUAGCUAAACAUAAACUUUUUAUAUCAUAUAUAACUUUGUAUAAAAAUGAAUCGCUUAAAAAUAUACAGCGUUUCUAUGAUGAAAACGAUUGUGAUAUGCAGAAAAAAAUUAUCGAUCAUUUUGACAAAUGUAAAUGCGAAAUUACAAAAUUGAAAAUGACAAAAAUUUCGGAAGAAUUAACAAUAUCUUAUUUUGAUUUCUUAACAAGGAAUUUUUAUAGUACUGUUCAGAUUUUCAAUAAUACAAAAUUGAGAAAAAUUUUAAGUUUCAAAACAGCGAAUUCGGAAUUCAAAAAUGAAUUUCCUUGUUAUAAUUACUUGUUAAGAAAGCAAUUUGAAAGGGUUAAAAGUUUAGAGAUUUUUGUUAAUAAAAGUUCCGAUUUUAUUUUUCAUUGUGGGGCACUUAAGGUGCCAAUUCUUGUCACUGAAAAAAUUUUGGGAAAUCUUUCCUCACAUGAUUUCCGAGUUCUGGGUACAAGUUUGUCUAAUGAAAACUUUUAAAAUCUACGUCACACUAUCUUAUUUACCAGAAAUGUAA